AGGUUGGGCCGCCGGGCCGCUGGAUUCGCUUGUUCUCGUUCCUCAAGUGGAUUCGAAGGGUCCCUGGGUGCCCUCGUCUUUCUUCCCUGCAAAUCUCUCCGCACACCGCUCGGCUUGCGGCGAUGGAGUGCGUGUUCGGGCUCGUCGGCGACGGCUUCGCCUUGAUCGCGGCGGACACAUCCGCCGUCCACUCGAUCCUGGUCCACAAAUCCAACGAGGACAAGGUCAUGAUCCUCGACUCCCACAAGCUCCUCGGCGCCUCCGGCGAGGGCGGCGACCGGGUGCAGUUCACGGAGUACAUCCAGAAGAACGUCCACCUCUACCAGUUCCGGAACGGCAUCCCACUCACGACCGCCGCCACCGCCAACUUCACCCGUGGCGAGCUCGCCAUCGCCCUCCGGAAGAAUCCAUAUUUUGUGAGCAUUCUACUGGCUGGUUAUGACAAGGAUAUUGGUCCAUCUCUUUACUACAUCGACUACAUUGCAACUCUGCACAAAAUUGAAAAGGGUGCAUUUGGUUAUGGAUCCUACUUUUCCUUAUCAAUGAUGGACCGACACUAUCGCAGCGGGAUGUCAUUAGAAGAAGCAAUUGAUUUGGUAGACAAGUGCAUAAUGGAAAUCCGAUCUAGACUGGUUGUUGCCCCACCAAACUUUGUGAUCAAGAUUGUUGACAAGGAUGGAGCAAGGGAGUAUGGGUGGCGUGAAUCUAUUAAAGAUGCUGGAGUUGCUGCAGCUUAAAGUUGUAUGUUUCUUUUUCCUCUCGAAAGAGCCUCAUGGAUUGAUUCUGUGAUGAACUGAGCCUCUUGGAUUGAUUCUGUGAUGAACUGUGGUUGGAAUAUGAUUUAGAUGCACUUUAUUAUGACAAUAUGUUCCUUCACUAGUGAUCUUUCACUUUUCUUUACUGAA
This is a messenger RNA of Phoenix dactylifera (date palm), 905 nucleotides long. It is a transcript of the gene PBD2, whose product is annotated as 20S proteasome beta subunit D2. The record is from RefSeq and is a predicted model, not a curated record. Gene Ontology annotation, biological process: proteasomal protein catabolic process. Gene Ontology annotation, cellular component: proteasome core complex. Lineage: Eukaryota; Viridiplantae; Streptophyta; Magnoliopsida; Arecales; Arecaceae.